Molecule: messenger RNA, 507 nt
Organism: Capronia epimyces CBS 606.96
Lineage: Eukaryota; Fungi; Ascomycota; Eurotiomycetes; Chaetothyriales; Herpotrichiellaceae
Exons: 1
Coding region: 1-507 (168 amino acids)
Source: RefSeq, a predicted model, not a curated record
AUGCGUGCCACAGCCAAGAUCCUUGACAUCCCCAUCUACACCACGACCCAGAACGCGGCGCGGCUUGGCGCAACCGUCUCCGAACUCAGCUCACUCCUGCCCACGUCGACGGAGAGCGCGGCCGCGACCAUUGAGGUGGACAAAACAGCAUUCAGCAUGCUGGUGCCCGACCUCACCACGCAGCUCGCACGGCAGAAGGGCCGGCUGAGCGUGAUCAUCGUCGGCAUCGAGACACACAUCUGCGUGACGCAGACAGCGCUGGAUCUGUUGGCUCAGGGCCACCGUGUGUACGUGCUCCAGGAUGGCGUGUCGAGCUGCAAUGAGGGCGAGCGGCCCGUCGCGCUGGCCCGACUCGCGAGGGAAGGAUGCGUCGUCACCACCAGCGAGAGUCUCCUCUUUGAGAUCCUGGGAGAUGCAAACAAUCCGAGGUUCAAGGCGAUUUCAGGCCUGGUCAAGGAGACCAAGGACGACACGAGGCUUGCUGUCGACACGUUUUGUAAAUUGUGA